UCCCCUCCGUUUCCAAAGAAUCUCGACCUCGUCUCUCAAUCCUUCAAUGAGAACCUCCUCGAUCGUCUCAAGACCCUAAAUCCACCGUCGAUCAAUUUCUCUUGGCUCUCCCUGGCCAUCAAGUUUCUCUGUUUCAUACACACCGAAGCGGAAAAGUUGGUUUCAAAUCUGAAACUCUCGGGCUCUGAGAACUCUCUCGCUUCUUAUUUGGAUGACAGUGUGAAGCUCUUGGAUCUUUGUAACUCGAUCGUUUUAGAAAUCGAACGAUUACGACAAGGUCGGCUUCUGAUAGUCUCAGAGAUCCAACGGUUUCGACGAGGUCAGACUCUGGCACCGAAGGAACUAUGCCGUGUGAGGAAUUCGAUAUCCGAUUGGGGAAAUCGCUCGUUUGUUCUCACAAAUCGGAGAUUAUGGAGCCCAGGUGAGUUGAUUCGAGAUCUCGUGCGUGGACUCGAGAGUUCUCCAAGUGGCAAGAUCAAGACCGUUGGUAAUGUCGUCGAACGCAUGAUCCAUACCGUCGGAGCGAUGACUGUUCUCGUUGUGGGAGUCAUGGUUUCGGUCCUCACUGAGUCAACCGAAACGAUUCACGUCCGAGUCCCUGCCGAGUUCCCUUGGUCUGGCGCAUUUAAUGGUUUGGCUUCGGCGGUUUCUGUAGAGAUCGAGAGGCGGUUCAAGGAUGGGUCAGAUCGCCGGCGGUUUGUGGAAGAUGUGGAUGACGUGGAGACGCGCGUGUGAAGCGUGUGUGACGUCAUUGAUGACAUGGCAGCUGGUGGAGUAGGUAUAGUUUGUGAGGGAAAGGAGGAGAGGUUAGAGAGUGCUUUCAAGGAGUUGGAGGCGAUGACGGUAACGUUGACGGAGCGUUUGGAUUGUUUGUCUGAUGGGAUUAAUGGAUUUUUUUGCACGGUAUUGAGUACGAGAAAUAGUCUUUUGGAAAAUUUCAGGGUGGGUUCGGAAAUGAAUUUGGAACAAAAA
Molecule: messenger RNA, 972 nt
Organism: Telopea speciosissima
Lineage: Eukaryota; Viridiplantae; Streptophyta; Magnoliopsida; Proteales; Proteaceae
Exons: 1
Source: RefSeq, a predicted model, not a curated record